CUAAUAGAUAAUAUUAUUAUAUUAUUACGAUACUAUUAACGCCAACACUAAUAUUAUUACACAGUACAAUAUUAUAAUUUUAAUUUCGUAUUAGCGGUGUACUUUUCGUCAAAAAUAUUCCGCAUAGGUACGUCCGACAUUAGUGAUGAGCAUGCGAAGUACGUGUUUCGGAUGUUGUUCGAUCGGCACCGGCGUUAAUUGUAUUUUUAUUUUGAACACAGUAAGUCGUCGUCAUUGAAUCGGUAUUGUUAUUAUUAUUUUUUUAAUUAUUUUAUUAUCAACUGUAAUCGAAAUAUCCAUAAAUCAUCAUUUUUUUACGUUUAAUAGCCAAUAAUAAGUUCCGUGCACGGGUGCCCACCUAUUUUAUCAAUACAAUUGUUUAUAAUAUUAUAAUCAUAUUUAAAACUUUUCAUCGUCAUCAAAAAUCACUGCAACCGUUUUAUUAUUAUAAAUUAAAAUAAUAUAUCCCAUCCAAUUAAAACGGGUAAUGAUUAUAUUUGAAUACAGCAAUGAGCUGCAUUGUACGUUUCAUGAAUAUCGAUAGUAAUAACCAGGUAUUCAUUUAUUGUUGAUUUCUUGUUUAUUGCACGAUAAAAUAUGCAAUUAAUAUUAGCGCAGUCAAUAAGUUGUGCACAAUAAAAACGUAUUCAAAUCACGCUUACCAUGUAUGAAAAUAUAAUAAUGUGGUAUUACGAAGAACAACGCGAAAGUGCAAACGUUUACAACCAGACUUCAGAUUUCUGACGUAAACAAUAAUAUACAGAGUGAUUUUUUUUUCACCGUAAAUAACCUAUGGUCGUUGAUAUUUCAACAUUAUUUGCAUUUUCUUAAAAGCGAAUUAAAAUUAACUAUUUUACAUGGAAUAAAACCCACGUUUAUGAAUAUAAUACAUAAUAGGUAUUAUAAUAUAUUCAUAUCAAUUGUUUAGGGCUAUAUAGCCAACUCCCUUCUACAGAAAAUCAUCAGUCAUCACGCCUUUGGGUGUCGUUUGCAAUGUUAAACAUUGUUAAUAUAAUAUACACGUACCUACUAAACCAACAGUUUAAUAUGAUAUCGUUAUCGUUUGAAAAAUUUAAAAAUUAUAACGAUGAUAAAACCUAUAAAAUAAUACGAUAUUAUUGUAAAAAUGACGUACCGUAAUCAAUCCCAAAUUCAAUUUUUUUUAUUAGUUUUUAGAUUCUGAACGGAGCGAAAAAUAUAUUGGUUUUACAAUAAUGUUUAUUUUUUUUUUUCUUUGGACAACUUUUUUACCACCAAUUUUGCUCAGAUUUACAAUGAUAGCACUUUUCCUAAAAGAAAAUCUGACUGGGGAGGUACUUUCAGGAAGUCAUUUUUUUGAUUUUCCCAAAAAUUAUCCCAAUAAAUGGGAAAAACUGGAAAAAAUGUAGAAAAAACGGGAUAUAGAGAAGGUUUAAUACUAAAUAUUAUUACUAAAACAAAUAUUAUUAAAUAAAAUAUAUAACGCCUUUAAUUAUUUUAUCAUAAUAUGACAUAAAUAUUAUAUAUUGUUGAAAAAGUAACAUUAUCAACGGAACUUCGCUCAGAAUCGUUUUUUCUUUCGUUAGCAACAGUAAAUCGUUUCUUAUAGAUAUAUAUUAAAUUACCUAUAUAACAGUGGUUACACCCGUCCCCAUUAUUCUAGGAAAGUUUUUUUUAUUUAAUUCAAUUUUUCACCGUAAAAUCACAGAAAACGAAAUUUAUUUGCCGAGCUAACGGAUAGUUCGCGAUACAAAAAUAAAUACAACUGAAAUAUUUUAGAACGAAUCAAUCGAAUCGAAUUCAGAAAAAUGAAUUCUAGUAUCGACAGUACCUACACCUCGUAAUUUAAUAUGUGGUAUUUAUACUUUUAUAUACAGUUAUGGAUCACUUCGAAAAUAAUGAGCGAUUUCAUGCAUCAUUUAUUAACCUACAACAGAUUUUCUGCAAUCACCAGCCGAGAAAAUACUAUGACACAGACCGCACCUGGACCCGAAUUAUUAAAUCCCAACGUAACUCUUCAGCCGUGCAACCAUAGUUAUAAUUCUACGGCAAACGACUUUCUUCCGCAGCGUGCAGUAAUGAAUGUUAAGUAUUUUUUUUUUUUUUACUUUUAUAAUUUCUACAUAUAAUAAUAUAAUAAUAUGAAUAAUAAUCGUAUACUCAAAAAUCGCAACUCGCUUAAUACUAUUAAAUAAUCAAACUAUUAAAAAGCUUCCUAUAAUUUAGUAUCUAUAAUCAACCUAGGUGUACACAGAUUUUAUGAUAUUAUGUAUUACGAUGAGUAAUAAUUUCUAUACAGUUUGCGAAACGAAUACACUUUUCGUUAUUCAGACUUUAAACACUUACUUAAUAUAGGUAACCCAAGGUUUGAAUAAAAUUUAAGAAAUACGAUAGGCAGGUAUAGUUACAUAAAAUAUACAGGUAUAAAUCGCAAACAUCAGCUGUCAGAUACAUAUAUUAAUUGCGUAAUUCUAUCGUUCUUUUCGACCUUUUUUUUUUUUAUUUGUUCAUGGCGAGGUUGCGCACCGUUGAAUGGUCGGAUCAUACAUCAUUUGCACAUCAAAAUGUUCAACAACAGAAGAGCUGAAACCCCGAAACCACAAAAUUCUUUUCUAACUUUCGGCUUAAUACCCAGUAUUAAUAAUUUUUAAACGUAUUGAUUACAAAGAACACAUUUUCAAAUAAUGCUAUUAUAGGCAUAGUAGGUACUUAUUUCUGUUUUAAAAAUAUAAUAUACAUGUACUUAUUACGAUGACAAUCGCGGGUGAAUUGUAACAACAACCCAAUCCGAUCGGAUAUUAUAAAAUGAAUACAACUAUAGGUAUAUUUAGCAACCGACGUUUAACUUUAAAACUGUGAGGUCAGUUAAAAUUUGUCAAUUCAAAUCUGUCAUUUUUCAAAAAUAUUUUAAAGUAAAACACUGAAAAAUUGAGAAGUUUUUUUUACUUUGUUUUCGAUUUGUUAACGCGCAAAUGAUGUAUAAUAUGUUGACGCGAGAUAAACCGACGGCGCGUAAAUGAUACACUGCCGUUGAUGUGCAAAUAAUAUACAAUAAAAAAAAAAUAGUUUUUGAGGCAGGUAAACAACCGAUGCGCAAAUGAUAAACGCCGCUAUACACUGAACCCGGUAAAACCAAAAACAAUACGAAUCAUGCGAGUAAACAAAUACAGGGAGAUUCUAUUUAAAAUGUUAUUAAAAAUCUGCAGUCAAUUAAGAAUAGGUUUUUCAAGAAAAAUGAAACAAAAAUCACCCUGAAAUUUUUAUUUUUUUUUUUAUAGUUCUUUACAUACAGUUCAUUAAGGCCUUUUGCACAAUUCUAACACGCUCCUCAUCAGUCUAUCCUGAUCUAUCGCAUUUUCCAUUUCAGUCGAUAUCUGACAUAUAUAAAAUUUAUUAUAUAUAUUUAAAUAUUUUCCAAACCCUAUUCAACCACUACUGGCGAAAUUUUUGGCCACUUUUGUCGAGUUUCUAUAAGUCAAACAUUUCGCAAAAUACUUUCAUCGAAGCCCGCCAAACACGAUCUGCACGUCCAAUCGUUUUGCCCUUGUCCAGGAACAUACUGAUAUUUGGCCAUUAUUUUUUUGGACAAACAUUCUAUAAUUCGCAGGUUUUUGUCUUUCAUAUAUUCCGCAUUUUGAUUUCGCACAUGACAAUGUAUUUUUCACGAUACUUAUUUAUAUUUAAUUACAAUAAAUAUUAGGAUAUUCAAUUUUAUAAUGGCAAUAGUAUAACUAUAUAAUACAAAUCACUUUAAAAUAAUAAUAUUUCGAAUGUUUAUACCUAACGGUUUUCAAUAUGAUUACAGACAUUUUUCUGGACUACACAUUUAUUGUGCAAUUGGCAUUGAGCAUAAUGGAAUUCUAUUUGAACGUAGGCUUGAAGCAAACAACCCACACGGUGAAUAUAGUACUAUAAUGUUAAUCUUCUUUGCCUUCGUCCAGACUAUUUGGAAUACUCUCGUCCUAUAAUUCCACUUGAACCGAUCUCUCACCUCGCAUACACCGGCUGUCUCUCAUAUGAUCCAUGUCUCUGUUCCACUCAAGCCUACUUAUCCUUAGUUCUUUUCCUUCAAGUGCUACGCUCCAUUCCUCGAGCCUAUAUUGCUAACUACUUCCAGAUGUUCUUCUAUCAAACCCGUAUCUGCAAACAUUAUGCACCAUGGUACCUACUCUCAACUCUUGUCCCCGCGCACAUUCGAUACGGGGCAAUCCGUCCAAGUCUUGUUUAGAAUUCCACAUACUGUUUAACAGAAUUUCACACCGGCUGUCGACCUGAAGCAAUCGCAUUUGUCGCCUCUUGCAACAGGUAAAGGUACCGCGGGAGUAUUCUGAUCUCCUCCCACAAGGAAAAUGGCAUUGUAUACUAAAAGACGAAUUCCUUCAACCUACGGAAAAAAUACCGUAUAAUACCUAUACUGUAAUCACCCACUUGGGCUUUCCACCUGAAUAUUAUGAGCUCAGGGCCCCUGUUCGCUAAAGUCCCCUGAGGUUUAGUAUUUUAAUGUUUAUGAAUUAUGAAAAUGGAAUAUCUACAUAAUAUGUAUUCUGUACAAAAUAAAUAUAUUCUUUCAACUUCAAUUUAAUAUUUAUUGUGUACGCUAUCCCGGUUAGGUACAGAAAACUAUAGAAAACUUUACCUACGUUCGAUGUUUUAUACAAUUCGAGACGGUACACAAUAAGUUCCACUUUUUUGUAUUUUUUUUUCACUUUAUUAGAUCUGUUUCUUUAAAUAAAUAAAACAUAUUGGACACCACCGUUUUCGAAAGUAAACUGCACACGCUAUUAUAAAACUCUACAUUCGGAAUCCAAAAUAUACCAUUUGUGAUUAUCUUAACUAAAAAAUUAGGUAGGUACUCAUUGGUUUAUUUUUUUUUUUUUCCAAAACAGUUAUCACCGGAGAAGAUUUAUGCUUGGCUAGUCAUUUACUACGCUAAAUUUAUCAAAGAAAUCGUUUUUCAAAUAACGGUUAUUACGAAAGGUUUGUUUUGGAUACAGUUUUUGGAAUAUAUGGUAUGCAAAACAAAUUAUAUUUAAGUUUAUUUACGUAUUCCUUCAUAAUUUUAUAACCUAAAUAAAAAAAAAAAAAAACCUACUACUAUAUACUACAUUCACGUAAAAUUUCCCCAAUAAUACGGCUAUUAACGACUUCCUAUUUACGCCAUGGCGAUGAUAAUUCUUAAACGAUUGUGCUAGUGAAAACGUUUAUGACUUUUUUGAAAUUUUUCGAAAACAUAAGUUUACCCCAAUAUUAGACGUGAGAAGUCCAUAGCAGACAUUUUUAAACUGUUUUUUAUACACGGCACACCGUGUUUAUCUUCACAGAAUGCUCAUCACAACACAUGUCUCAGCCGUUAAUAACUUUUAUAAAGACCUUUUUUUUUUUUUUUUAAUAGAAAAUUAUUACAUUUUUUACAUCAAAUAAGAUUAUAAAAAAAUCAUAAAUAAUAUUACCUAUACGUUUAAUUAAAGGUUCAAUAAAUAUCCGAGAUAAAUCCAUCAUAUUAAUAUUAUUACUGGAACAAAUUAUACGCAUUAUAUAUUAUAUUAUAUAGUUCCUAUUGGAAGUAAUUCAAAACUAAUAAAUUAAUUACUUAUAAUUUAAAUUUUUAUUUUUUUCUAAGUACCUUGGUAAAUUAAAAAAAAAAAUCGUUUACGUUUAUUUAUUACGUUUUUUUUUUCAUUUCUUCUUACAACCUACCUAACUGCCGUUUAAUAUAGGUUAUAGGUAUUAGGUAUAAAUACUGUAUUCUUAUUAUUAAUUAUAUUAAGUAAUAAAAUAUUCUAUCUUUAUUUGUUAUAUUUCAGAGUUUCUUUAUGAUAAUAAUCAUCGGAUUAGAAAUAUACAUUAUCCAAUCGUAUUACGAUCAACAAAAGUUAGCCGCUGUGAGUGACUUUGUUAGUUUCAAAUGGAGUUAUGUACCGAAAACCGGAGUUCAAUCGGUCGAAACGGCGAAUUCGAGACGAAUCACUAAAGUGACGUAUUAUAAUCCGAUACACGAUGAAUCCAACUAUAUUCCAAUAUUUGUAAAAAAAAUACGUAGUAUAAAUGCAUAAAAUUUAAUAUUACCACUAACAAUAAUAAAAAUUAGGUAAAUAAUAUGUAAAUUGAAUAACUUUUAUGUGACGUGUACCAUGAAAUAGUAGACAUUAAAUUAGUAAAAAUAUUAUUUUCGUUCCAAUCAUUAGUACCUAUCUGGCUAUCCAAAUCUCUUAUUGAUUUCUAAUAAUAAUUUUAUCUAAUCGAAUUUACGUAAAAUAAAAUAUAGUGUUAAUAAAGUUACAUGCUAUUUUAUCUAUACUUUAUUAAUAUUGUAAAUAGAAAAUAUUUGUUAGUAUAUUUGUAUAAUGAAUAAGCCCAAAAAACACUUAACCGAGUUUAAAACUUCUUUCACCUAUAUAAGGUUACUUUAUCAGCGAAUAACAUGGACUGUAUUUUAUUUUCAAAAAAAUUAGACAUCCCUAC
This is a messenger RNA of Cinara cedri, 6441 nucleotides long. NCBI's taxonomy places the organism in Eukaryota, Metazoa, Arthropoda, Insecta, Hemiptera, Aphididae. The record is from the annotation of a GenBank genome assembly.